Messenger RNA from Seriola aureovittata, 2298 nucleotides. RefSeq lists its product as uncharacterized. The transcript is spliced from 5 exons. Gene Ontology annotation, biological process: T cell costimulation; positive regulation of T cell proliferation; cellular response to lipopolysaccharide. Lineage: Eukaryota; Metazoa; Chordata; Actinopteri; Carangiformes; Carangidae. Gene Ontology annotation, cellular component: external side of plasma membrane. The record is from RefSeq and is a predicted model, not a curated record. The coding region runs from base 111 to 1016 and encodes 301 amino acids.
UCGAAAGUAAACUUCUGUUGGUGCGUCAGAGGAAAGUCCCGCCAGUCCGGUGGGUUCAGGAAGAAGCGGGAACAACGGGAGUGUACUUUGUAGUUUUAGACAAGAAGAAGAUGAAGAUGAAGAUGAAGAUGUUCGUGAUGUUAGCGAAGCUGCUGUACGUUUCCCAGCAUGCCUUGGGUGUAGAGAUAAAGGUGUAUCAGGGGACGGAGUCUGUCCUGCUGCCCUGUCAGGGGAAUGUCUCUGCCUCCAACACUGUGGUGUGGAGCCGUGAAGAGCUUGUUUUGAAGAUUGUUCAUAAAUAUCAGCAGAGCGGAGACGACCUCAAAAACCAGAACCAGGAGUACAGAGACCGGACGUCCAUGAGGACGGACGCUCUGCAGACCGGAGACCUCAGCCUCACUCUGAGAAGACCCACCAUCAGGGACAGCAGCACCUACACCUGCACCGUCAGAGAGGGUUUUAACACAAAAAGCCAGGAAGAAGUAGAACUAACGGUCACAGAACCUCCUCCUCCAGUCUGGCCCUGGGUUCUCGUAGGUCUCCUGCCUGUUACUGCUGCUGUUGCUGCUGCUGGUGGUGCUGCUGCUGGUUUCUUCAUGUAUAAAAGGAAGAAGGACAGAGAAGUCAAACAGGUGAAGGAGGGGGAGGAGUCUGUCCAGCUGCCCUUCAAGACCACACCUCACCUGUCUGGAGACAUCAGAGUGGAGUGGAUAGACCACCACUACAAUAAGGUCCAUGUGUAUCAGAACGGUUCUGACAGACCUGAAGAACAGAACCAGGUUUACAGAGACCGAACAGAGAUGAAGAAAGAUCCACUGAGAACUGGAGACCUCAGUCUGACCCUGAAACACCCCACAGAGAAAGACACAGGAUGCUACACCUGUAGAGUCUACAAGGACAGAGACUUCCUGAGAGGGACAGCAGUGAGUCUCAGGGUCAAAGGGAGAAAUCAGGACAUGAGGAACAGAAGUGACAACGCUGAGUCGACUCGAAUGAUGGAUGUUCCUGCUGUCUGAUGGUCUGCUGAUCAAUCAGAUUGAUGUAUUGAUGCUGCAGCGCUGUGGGUGGAGCUUGUGUUUAAUUGAUGAAUCAGAUCAUUUCUGCAGAUGAUCAAUAAGAAUGUGACUUUCUUUCAGGUCACAGUUCAUAUAUAUAAUAUAUCAGUGUUGCUGCUCUGCUUCAUAUUUACUCUGUUCACUCAGAUCUACAUCAUAUAGAUCUACAUCAUAUAGAUCUGGAUCACAUAGAUCUAAAUCAUAUAGAUUUGGGUCACAGAUUUGGAUCCUACAGAUCUACAUCAUGUUUUUACAUAUAGAUGUGGAUCAUACAGAUCUGCAUCAUAUAGAUCUGGAUCAUAUAGAUCCGGACAGGUCACAGUCCCUGCUCAUCAGUUGUGGGCGUGGCCUGUCCGAGCCGUGUCACAGCCGCUGUGACGAUGUCACGCCACAUGUACAUACGUAUAUUCCAUAUGAUAAACUUCCUGUGCUCAUUCAUUGUAUGUUCCAGUGAAGCUGGACCACUGCUUCUUAUCGUAUCUCCUUUAGGAAACACUGGAGCUUCCUUUACCAAAUGAAAGGAGACAUGCCGUCCCACAAUCCCUUGCUGCAGCAACAUUUAAAAUACAGCAGAGCCACACAGAUGUAGAAACAACAGAGCAGCUGUUUCCUGUCUGAUGGACUGAAACUUCUGUAAAUAUAAAUUCAUUGUCUUCAGUCAGGAGUCAUCAUGAAGAACAAGCAUCAUCUUCAUCAUAAUAAUCUAUAUAUAAAUGUCGCUCAGUGCUUUAACAGAUGAAUGUUCUCCACUUAGAAAUGUAUAAAGUCUGUAUAAGAAUAUCUCACUCUCACCUCUGCUCACUUAUUUUUAUUGAAUUAAUGUUUUAGACGCUCAACUGUUUCGACUUAUAUAUUCAUGUUUCCUUAUGUUAAACUUUCAGUCCUGUGUGUGUGUGUGUGUGCGUGUGUGUGUGUGUGUGUGUUGUUUGUCUUGUUUCUUGAUGAAUCCUCCUUCACGUCUCUGACCUCAUGACCUCUCCCUGGAGGUGGAGGAGACAGGUGAGAGGAGGUGUCUCUGACUCCUCCUCCUCAGCCCAGGAGUCAGCUGGUCCCAGGAGAACAAACCAAAGACAGACUUUGACCAUGAUCAGUGCCUUGUUUAUCCUGAGUGAGAAAUUAAUUUGACUGAUUUUGAUUUUUUUAUUGACAUGAACUUUGACACCUUUUCUAUCCUGUGAGACUCUGUACUCCGCUUGCUGUGCUGAAUAAAACCAAGUAGAUGUACUGAUCUACUGAAAAGACA